Messenger RNA from Ostreobium quekettii, 345 nucleotides. NCBI's taxonomy places the organism in Eukaryota, Viridiplantae, Chlorophyta, Ulvophyceae, Bryopsidales, Ostreobiaceae. The record is from the annotation of a GenBank genome assembly.
AUGCCAUGCCUUCCCAAGGUACAGUACAGGUUGCAGCAGCCUCCCUUAACUGCAAACAAUAGGCAUCCCUGCAGCAUCUCGGUCUUGUUUCUUGCCUUGGCCCAUCAUGUUGCUGUUCUGGACCGCUCGAUGGCACAUUGCUCCAAAACUGCAACAUGUCAUUGGCAGUCAUUCUCUCCCAUGAAUUUCUCACUCGUGGAAUUGUUGAAAUUCUGUUUCUUUCAUGUGGGAGCACCACCAUGUUUACUUUUGUCUAUUUUGGACACCCAAGAAGCUUGUUCUACGACAGUAGGUUUCAUCAGGAUACUGGAACAAAGCUAUGUUUCUUUGAAAAUGCAGAAUUGA